CUAUCGUCAACGCACUACUGGCAUUCUUCCGAAUACAUUAUCCCUAGUCCCCACCCGAGCAGUGUCGUCGCGUACCAAGCCUGCUUGCCUCACAACUUGUCUCACCCAGCUCUCCGAUCAUCCACGAUGUCCGGCAGUCAACAAGGCGAGUGGCCGCCAUUCGCCGGCUACCAAGUGCCCAACAUGUCUGGCAAUCAACAAGGCGACUUACCGCAAUUCGACGUCAAUCAAGGGCCCAUGAUAUCUGGUGCUCAGCCAGGCGAGUCACCCAAGUUUGGCGACGACGAGAUGCCUACCGGUAGCAUGUAUGGAAGUCAGCAAGGAGAGUUACCGCAAUUCGACCCCAACGAACUGCCUGGCAUCUAUGAAAAUCAGCAUGGAGAGUUAGAACAAUUCGACGUCAACCAAGCGCCCAUGUUGUUUGGCGAUCAACAAGUCAUGCUAGAGCAGUUUGACGCCAACCAGAUGCCUACCGAGAGCAUGUAUGGAAGUCAGCAAGGCGAGUCGCCUCUUUCCCCUGCCAACCAGGUGCCCAUGAUGUUUGGCAAUCAACAAGGCGAGUCGUCGCUUUCCCCUGCCAACCAGGUGCCCACGAUGUCUAGCAAUCAGCAAGGCGAGUCACAGCAGUUCAACGCCAACCAAGCACUCAUAUUGUUUAGCAAUCAACAAGGCGAGUUGUCGCUUUCCCCUACCAACCAGGUGCCCACGAUGUCUAGCAAUCAGCAAGGCGAGUCACAGCAGUUCAACGCCAACCAAGCACUCAUAAUGUUUAGCAAUCAGCAAGGCGAGUUGCCGCAGUUCAACGCCAAUCAAAGGCCCAUGAUGUUUGGCAGCCAACAAGGCGAGUCGUCGCUUUCCCCUGCCAACCAAGCACCCCUUGGAGCUACCUCUGCUCAAGGCGGUCAAGGAGCAGAACAGUCAGCGUCCAUCGAAUCAGUGAUGGCUGCCUUGACACACCUGGCGGCAGUUUGCGAAGGUAUAGAGACCACCUUGCCCAUGGACGUCUAUCGUGAGCUGCAAAGAGAUUACAAUGCCUUGGUUUCCGCAGUGCAGGCGAAAAUAUACCUCCCUCGAGAACCUGUGCCUCAACCGAUACUGGAAGCUUCUAUACGCAUAGAAUCAAGGCUCAUGCAUCACACACCUGUCGACGAUGUCGCCAGCCCGGUUCUUGGGCGACGAGCCGCCCCGCCGUGUCAGAUAGAGAGCAUGAACUCGGUAGCCAUGGCACAAACAGUCGCAACGUUGAACCAGGCCUUUCCAAUGCCAUGUCGUAGUUGCGCGGGUACAGGUACUGCAUGCCAGAGGUCCUUCAUUGACGAAGAAUGCGCCUUCUGUGAAGGCUCCAACCGAGAGUGUAAAACCGACUAUACCGUGGACACCGGUCCACCACCAGUCAGUGGCGGUUCUGCGGGUGCGGCUGCGAACACGCGAAGAGUUAUGGACAACCUCUUCCAAGAACAUUGCAAGGCGAUUUUCGAUAUUGUCCACUCGAGGGUGAGGGACGCCACGACUGUUUACUUGAAUAUCGCUUUCUUCCAGAGAUGGCUCCAUUGCAACAUGGAGAUACGCGUCGCCAAAAACCCGCCGGCAUGCCUGGAGACAAGCAGAGGGUGGGCUGUGCGCGAAUGUGUCCAAGGACGCCUUAGUCGGAUGAAGUUAAUGGCUCGAGACACCCCCGAUACCUUUUCAGUUAGAUUUGGUGCAUUCGGACUAUUUCGAGACUCAAUCGCACGCAACCUGUUUUGGUUGGACACGUACUGGUUGGCAGAAAUUUGUCCAGAGCAGCGUCUAGAAAUCAGGAAUACGGUACUUGAUCCAUUGCCCCAAAUUGAGUCUCAUUCUUCCUCCCUUACUAAUCCUUCUUUCGCACUUCAGCUAGUGGAUUUACUGUCCUUCUGUAACAUCACCGCCGGAUACAUAUGCUCGGCACAGUCUUAUCUCGCGUUAGCCCACCGAGAGUUCCUGCGCGCCAAUUGUUACAUGGUCGCUCAAGGGUUUGUCGAGACCUAG
Molecule: messenger RNA, 2010 nt
Organism: Neurospora tetrasperma FGSC 2508
Lineage: Eukaryota; Fungi; Ascomycota; Sordariomycetes; Sordariales; Sordariaceae
Exons: 3
Coding region: 127-2010 (627 amino acids)
Source: RefSeq, a predicted model, not a curated record